Molecule: messenger RNA, 1212 nt
Organism: Saxophila tyrrhenica
Lineage: Eukaryota; Fungi; Ascomycota; Dothideomycetes; Mycosphaerellales; Extremaceae
Exons: 5
Coding region: 1-1212 (403 amino acids)
Biological process (GO): transmembrane transport
Cellular component (GO): membrane
Molecular function (GO): transmembrane transporter activity
Source: RefSeq, a predicted model, not a curated record
AUGUCCACCAGCAUGGAGAAGACAGCUUCAAAGACUGAGCCCAUCUCGUCGACUAAAAACAUCGAUUUUGACUCUGGCUACCAUGAAGACCUCGCAGGAACGAUACAGACCGAUCGAGCCCUACUAUGGAGACGGGACGUGGUGCUUGUGCCAGUCACGGGACUUUUAUAUAUGAUCAUGUUUUUGGACCGUACGGCAAUCGCAAACGCCCACAUCGCCGGUCUGGAUGAAGGUCUUAAUCUGCCUUCUGAGGGAUACGGUGUUGCGCUCAGCUUGUUCUACAUCCCGUUUGUUCUGGCUGAAGUGCCAUCUAACCUCCUUUUGAACACGAGGAGGAUACCACCAAACUACUAUCUCGGGGCCAUGACGUUCCUGCUGGGCACUCUGGCCAUGUGUCAAGGGUUGACGGAGUCGUACGGAGGGCUCCUCGCCCUGAGGUUCUUGAUGGGUAUCUUCGAGGCUGCUCUCCCGGGAGCUUGUACAUUCCUCAUCAGCAUGUACUACACCAAACGGGAGGCCUCGAUACGAUUUGCGUGGUUCUUCAAUUUUGCCCUGGCUGGGCCGAUGUUUUCUGGGCUGUUGGCAUAUGCCAUAGUCGAGAACUUGGACGGGACGGGUGGUUAUGAAGGCUGGCGCUGGAUCUUCAUCAUCGAAGGGCUGAUCACUGUCUUCUUCGCUUUGAUCGCUCUCGUAUUUGCACCAAACUUUCCGGGAAAAGCCCAGAAGUGGUUCCUCAAAUACGAACAAAAGGAAAGACUCAUUGCCACACUCGAGGCGUCCCGAGGCCACGAAGAGAAGGGAACAGUGUCCGACGCCGUACCGAUCUGGAGAAUCUUGACUGACUGGCGCAUCCAUCUCUUCACCAUGUGCUUCUUCUGUUGCGAUAUCACGGCUUCUUCAAUAUCCGCGUUCAUGACGACUAUUCUCACGGAUUUGGGAUAUGAAUCAACGACUGCUCAACUGAUGACGAUGCCGGUAUGGGCUGCUGGGAUCGUGUCCACCUUCGUCGUUACCUGGGCCGCAUCGUACUUCAACUGGCGUUUUCCGUUCAUCUAUGCUUGCCAAUGCUGUCAACUGGUUGGCUGGAUCAUCAUGCGAGUCUAUGUUCCAGCCGCCGGCGUUCGCUACGCAGCGCUGUUCUUCAUGAGCGUUGGUGAGCCUUUCCGACCCAAAGUUCUCCAAAACACAACGUCUGACACUCUGGGGAUGUAG